Molecule: messenger RNA, 1446 nt
Organism: Saprolegnia diclina VS20
Lineage: Eukaryota; Oomycota; Saprolegniomycetes; Saprolegniales; Saprolegniaceae
Exons: 11
Coding region: 73-1395 (440 amino acids)
Molecular function (GO): catalytic activity; pyridoxal phosphate binding; molybdenum ion binding
Source: RefSeq, a predicted model, not a curated record
UUCGAUUUCAGCAAUUCUCAGAUUUCCUGUAUCUUGGCCGAACACUCCGGAAUUGACCAGGAAGACGAAGGAAUGGUCGUCCGCGUCGCGCUUGUUGCCGCGCUCGUCGCGCGCUGCUUGGCCGAAGACGCCCACGCUGCCCAAGCCAUUGAGGCGCACACACGCCUGAUCUUGGACGCGCUCCACGAACAUCCCAUCACGUCUGUGCUCGUGGGCCAGCCGCUCGGCCUGCUUACGCAGUACGUCCCGAUCGAGCAAGCGGUCGCGCUCCUGUGCGUCGUCACGCUCGCCGCCACGUACUUGAUCCCCAAGGUGCUCAGCCGCCUCCUGGCGCCGACGACGGACGCGCCCAAGACGCUUGUGCCCACGAUCCGCGCCGCAGCUCUCGACGCCGAGGCCCGGCGCCCGAACGCGUACCCGCCCAACUGCCCCGUCGCGACGGCGCGCCACGGAACGACCACGGUCGUCGCGUACGAUGCGGGGAAGAAGGCGUAUGCAGUCGAGACGUCGACGCACGAGCGCGUGACCGUCGCUUCGGACGACGUCGUGACGGCAACGGUCCAAGAUUUGUACGUGUACCCGAUCAAGUCGUGCAAGGGCCUCCGCCUCGCGUCUGCCGCCGUACUCCCCCACGGCUUGCAGUGCGACCGUCAAUGGAUGUUCAUGGACGCCAAAGGCACCUUCCUCUCGCAGCGCAAGCACCCGAAGAUGGCGCUGAUUGCUCCGGAGGUCGACGUGACCAACGCCGAGGCGCUGACGCUGACGGCGCCGGGCAUGCCGUCGCUGCGUGUGCCGGUGCUGCGCUCGGGCGUCGAGCACCGCGUGCGCGUCUGGAAGGACUACAUGCUCGGCGUUGACCAAGGCGACGCGGCGGCGCAGUGGGCCGCAACGUUCCUCGGGCUCCCGGACAUUCGCCUCGUGCGCUUCAAGGACGGCUUCCACCGCCAGUGCGACGAGGCCUUCGCCCCAGACCACGCCACGGCGUUUGCCGACGGGUUCCCGGUCUUGAUUGCGUGCCAGGCGUCGAUCGACGCCAUGAGCGCCGCCGCCAAGCACCCCGUCGAGAUGGCUCGCUUCCGCCCCAACAUUGUCAUGACGGGCGCGCCGGCGUUCGCCGAUGACGUCUGGGACUGCUUUGAGAUCGGCUCUGUGCGCUUCCAGAACGUCAAGCCGUGUUCGCGCUGCAGCAUGCCGUCCGUGAACCAAGCGACGGGCGAAAAGGACGAGGCGGGCGCCGCGCUCCAGUCGGCGCUUCUCGCCUCUCGCAACGGCGCGCAACUGGCCUUCCUCAAGAAGCGCGCCAACGACGUCUUCUUCGGCUCGAACGUUGUGACGCUCCACGGCGCGUCGCUCGCGGUCGGCGACCGUCUCAAAGUGCUGACGCUGCUCCAAUAACUGUCUUAAUUGACGCCGCAGCAGACGGUGACCUUGUCGCCCGUGCCCAGA